AUGCCUCUCACAAAACAUCUCCUUCAUCCCUCUCCAGAAUUGGAGAAGAGGAAACACAAGAAGUGUCUAGUGCAGAGCCCCAAUUCCUACUUCAUGAAUGUGAAAUGCUCAGGAUGCUAUAAAAUCACCAUGAUUUUUAGCCAUGCACAAAUAGUAGUUUUCUGUGUUGGUUGCUCUACUGUCCUCUGCCAACCUACAAGAGGGAAAGCAAAGCUUACAGAAGGGUGUUCCUUUAGAAGGAAGCAACACUAA
Microcebus murinus (gray mouse lemur) is the source of this 252-nucleotide messenger RNA. RefSeq names its product small ribosomal subunit protein eS27-like. The record is from RefSeq and is a predicted model, not a curated record. Gene Ontology annotation, biological process: translation. Lineage: Eukaryota; Metazoa; Chordata; Mammalia; Primates; Cheirogaleidae. Gene Ontology annotation, cellular component: ribosome. Gene Ontology annotation, molecular function: structural constituent of ribosome.